AUGUCAUGGUCAACAAGAAUUAAGGUAGACCUUGAUGCAGCAAGAGGAGUUGAGUACCUCCAUGAGUAUGCUGUGCCACCAAUUAUUCACAGGGACAUCAAGUCAUCAAACAUACUACUUGACACCACGUGGACUGCCAAGGUGUCCGAUUUUGGGCUAUCGUUGAUGGGUCCACAAGGGUACAAGGUAAUUCACAAGAAUGAGAAUGGGUUGCCAAGAAAUGUGGUGAAUUAUGUAGUUCCAUACAUAAUUCAAGAUGAAAUUCAUAGGGUUUUGGAUGGGAGGGUGCUCCCUCCUACACCAUUUGAGAUUGAAGCAGUGGCAUAUGUGGGGUACCUUGCUGCAGAUUGUGUCAUGCUAGAGGGACAAGAUCGGCGGCCAUCAAUGAGGGAAGUUGUAAAUAGCUUAGAAAGAGCCCUAGUGGCAUGCUUGGCACCCCCGGUGUUAUCUCCAUCUACCACAGACUCCUCAACGUAA
Messenger RNA from Fraxinus pennsylvanica, 477 nucleotides. The record is from the annotation of a GenBank genome assembly. NCBI's taxonomy places the organism in Eukaryota, Viridiplantae, Streptophyta, Magnoliopsida, Lamiales, Oleaceae.